This is a messenger RNA of Ziziphus jujuba (common jujube), 1041 nucleotides long. RefSeq names its product probable receptor-like protein kinase At5g18500. Gene Ontology annotation, molecular function: ATP binding; protein kinase activity. NCBI's taxonomy places the organism in Eukaryota, Viridiplantae, Streptophyta, Magnoliopsida, Rosales, Rhamnaceae. The record is from RefSeq and is a predicted model, not a curated record. The coding region runs from base 1 to 1041 and encodes 346 amino acids. The transcript has 6 exons. Gene Ontology annotation, biological process: protein phosphorylation.
AUGUUCAUCAUCACAGCCAUCUUUGAUUUGAGUUUCGAAGAGUUACAUAUUGAUCGAAAUUCCAUAACUUUUAUUGGUAAUUAUAAAGGUUUAUCAAUUCUAGCUGGUGGUAUAGCGGGAAUUACAUUAAUACUGCUUGCUCUAAUAUGGAUUCUGUGUAAGAAAGGAAUCAAAGAAAGAUUUUCGACUGCAAGAGAAAUUACAGAUGUAUCAGAUGACUCACAGCCUGACGAAACCAGCUGUUUGAAGAUACCAAGGAAGGAAGUUUAUUCAGCUACAGACAAUCUCAAUGCAUCUAAUUUCAUUGGCCAAGGUGUAGCUGGGAAGGUAUAUAAAGGCGUACUGUCAAAUGGACAGCAUGUUGCAGUCAAACAUAUAAUCAAGGAUGGAUACAUAGAUACAUUCAUAAGGGAAGUUAGAAGUCUUUCCAAUGUCAGACAUCAAAAUCUUGUUGCUUUGCUUGGCUAUUGUGAGGAUAAAGAAGAAUGUUUCCUAGUCUAUGAGCUCUGCCAUAAUGGAAACCUUUCAGAGUGGCUAUUUGGUAAAGAUAAAUUUCUUCCAUGGAUUCAUAGACUUCAGAUUGCAAUUGACAGCGCUAAGGGUGUCUGUUUUCUGCAUAGUUAUCCAGAAGGCUGUAUAGUUCACCGUGAUAUCAAGCCAACAAACAUCCUCAUCAACGCUAAAUUUCAAGCAAAACUUUCAGACUUUGGGUUGUCUAAGGUCAUGGACUUGGAUCAAUCCUAUGUAAGUUCAGAAGUGAGGGGAACAUUUGGUUAUGUUGAUCCUGAAUACCGAAAAAAUCACCAUGUAAAUGCUUCAGGAGAUGUCUAUAGUUUUGGAAUGGCUAGAUUACUUGCAGACGGUAGGAAUAUAGAAGAAUUUGCUGAUCCCAAACUUAGCAGCGAAUACUCCAUGGAAGCGUUUGACCUUGUAUUCAAGCUAGCUUUGUCAUGUACAGGACUUAAACAACAAAGACCAUCCAUGGAACAAGUGGUACAAAAGCUAGAAAAGGCACUCAACAUCUCAACACAAUUCAACUAA